AUGGCACCCCCGUCUCCUUUCCUCGCUCUCCCGCGAGAAAUCAGAGAUGCGAUAUACGAGCACCACGUCGCGAUCCCGGGUGGAUAUGUCUGCGACCCUGGUCGAUUCGCCGCAAAUGUGCUUGAGCGUAACGCCGCAAGUGUGCCGAAGAUCAACAUUACCGGUCUUUUGAAGGGCGCCAACGACCAGCCCAUCAACCUGAACCUCUGCUACACCUGCCGCCUCAUCGCAACCGAAAUGUAUGGAGUGGCACUGCGCAUCAAUCCCAUUACCUUCACGACCGUCUACUCUGACGACCUUCGAAUGAUCGCUUUGCGCUUUGACAAGUUAAUAGGGGAGCUGGAAUAUUAUCGACACCGUCUGUUCUAUUCCGCCUGCCACACUAUUGCGGAGAAAGAAGCACACCAUGAAUUGAAGUCAACAUAUCCGCAAUUCGCUUUCCUGCUUAAUACGAUCAGAGAGGAAGCCGAUCUAUCCGAUCCGCGUUUCAAUCGUGACGGCGAUCUAUGGGCGCUUGAUUCUUACGGCGAAGCGCCCUCAUUACUGUCCAAGUUACACAGGGAAGGACUUCGACAUGUUGCAUGCUUAGACACUGGCCGCGACGCUUUUCACCGCUGGCUUGAUCGGUAUGAACCGCACAGAGUCAAUUACGCCGAAACGCAUGAUUUUGGUGGCAUGGCCAAGGAUCCAUCAGAGUUCUGGGACAUACCGCAGUAUAGCAGACUUCAGGCUAUGGCUGCAUACUGGCCUCAUGGGGAGGACACUGAUAGCAUCGAGGACGUGAUCACAAAGAGGGACCGCGUGAAGCACCGCUUCUCAGCAGCUGCAGCUGCGGUUCUUUUCAUGAAGUUCUUGUGA
Messenger RNA from Colletotrichum aenigma, 858 nucleotides. RefSeq lists its product as uncharacterized. Bases 1 to 858 code for a protein of 285 amino acids. NCBI's taxonomy places the organism in Eukaryota, Fungi, Ascomycota, Sordariomycetes, Glomerellales, Glomerellaceae. The transcript has a single exon. The record is from RefSeq and is a predicted model, not a curated record.